This is a messenger RNA of Mangifera indica (mango), 2343 nucleotides long. RefSeq names its product probable sphingolipid transporter spinster homolog 2. Gene Ontology annotation, molecular function: transmembrane transporter activity. Gene Ontology annotation, biological process: transmembrane transport. The record is from RefSeq and is a predicted model, not a curated record. Bases 297 to 1760 code for a protein of 487 amino acids. Gene Ontology annotation, cellular component: membrane. Lineage: Eukaryota; Viridiplantae; Streptophyta; Magnoliopsida; Sapindales; Anacardiaceae. The transcript is spliced from 16 exons.
AUCAUCUAUCUAGUGCGUUGGACUUGAGAGGAUGAUUGCGUGACAGGCGAUGACAUUAACAUCGAAACAAACCCAAAAUAAAGAAAAAGAAAAAUUCACCAACCCGUCAAUGUCAACUAAGGCAAGUCAUAAACUUGCAGAGGACGGGCAACAUCUUCCAAAUAAUCCCACGCAACAAGGAUUACAACUCGUCUCUCAAAUGGCCACCACUCUAUCCAAAGACUCUUGUCCAAAUCCGUCAUGGUUCACUCCCAAAAGGCUCAUUACCUUAGUUUUUCGGGUCCAGGCUGCUCUUCAUGUUUUGUGUGAUUAACAUGGUAAAUUACGUGGAUCGUGGAGCAAUAGCAAGCAAUGGUGUGAAUGGAAGCCUGAGAACUUGUGAUGACGAAGGAAUAUGCACUUCUGGUAGCGGGAUUCAGGGUGAUUUUAACUUGAACAACUUCCAAGAUGGUGUACUAUCAUCAGCUUUUAUGGUUGGACUGCUUGUGGCUUCUCCAAUAUUUGCUUCCUUGGCAAAGAGCCAUAAUCCUUUUAGGCUUAUUGGAGUUGGAUUAUCUGUUUGGACUUUUGCGGCGGCUGGUUGUGGUUUCUCAAUUGAUUUUUGGUCUAUUGCAAUAUGCCGCAUGCUGGUUGGUGUCGGUGAGGCUUCCUUCAUAAGUCUUGCAGCUCCAUUUAUAGAUGACAAUGCUCCUCCUGCUCAGAAAACAGCUUGGCUUGCAAUGUUCUACAUGUGCAUUCCUACCGGAGUUGCUGUUGGCUAUGUAUACGGUGGAUUAGUUGGAAACCAUUUGAACUGGCGCGUUGCAUUUCUGGGGGAGGCUAUUUUGAUGCUUCCAUUUGCUAUUUUGGGUUUUGUAAUGAAACCUUUGCAAUUAAAAGGAUUUGCUCCUGCUGACUCAAAAAAAGCUAUGGCAUCCGUUCAAACGGCUGCAUCUGUAUCAGAAGAUUCAGAAGCUUCAGUUAUUGGUGAUGAUGUGCCAAUUGGAAUAGAAGCUAUCCAUAAUCAAGGCUCUGGCAAAUUGUCAAAGUUGACAGGUUUAUCCAUUUUGAAUCAAUUCUCUCGAUUUGCAAAAGAUAUGAAAGUCCUUUUGUGCGAUGAAGUUUAUGUUGUAAAUGUUCUAGGCUACAUAUCCUACAACUUUGUGAUUGGAGCAUACUCAUAUUGGGGACCAAAGGCUGGUUAUAAUAUCUAUCACAUGAGUAAUGCAGAUAUGAUGUUUGGAGGCAUAACGAUUGUUUGUGGAAUUCUGGGAACAAUAACUGGAGGCCUUAUUCUUGAUCGCAUGAGUUCAACAAUCUCAAAUGCUUUCAAGCUUCUUUCUGCAGCAACGUUUCUUGGUGCAAUUUUUUGCUUUUCUGCUUUUUGUCUAAAAGGCUUGUUUGGUUUCAUAGCUCUAUUUUCAGUGGGUGAACUACUAAUCUUUGCCACACAGGCUCCAGUUAAUUAUGUAUGUCUCCAUUGUGUCAAACCAAGUUUGAGACCAUUAUCUAUGGCUAUAUCUACUGUUUCCAUUCACAUCUUUGGUGAUGUGCCUUCCUCACCACUUGUUGGCGUCUUCCAGGAUCAUGUUAACAAUUGGAGGAAAACUGCACUUGUUCUGACAUCAGUAUUUUUCCUUGCUGCUGGAAUAUGGUUUAUUGGAAUUUUUCUGAAGAGUGUGGACAGGUUUGAUGAAGAUGGUGAAAAUCAAGCAUCCGCACAUUCAAAGGCCAACUUGAAGCCAUUGCUCAGUGGAGAGGACCAAUGUGUUGAGGCAUAAAUUCUUCAUUCAUGAUUUCAGUUGCAACUUUGCCUACAACUUUAUAACAUGCAUAAUCUGAAAGGAAUGACGUGUUUUUAUUUUGUUGCCAGUGCCUUAACUGGUUAAUGAAGUUGGGAAUUCGAUUGAGGUUAGUUUCUUUAGGCUUUAUACCAGUUUGUAACAGAGUCAAAUGUACAAUGAUAUGAUCUUGUUGGGAAGCAACCUCUGCUCAUGUAAUUAGUUGAAUAGAAUAUGUUCCCGCUUAGAAGAGCUUCAAAACUCUUUGAUCUUACUGGUAUGAGUUCUGGUGCUGCUUUGAAGUGUUGUGAUGUGAAGCCCCUUUGUCAAUCAUCUUGUUGGAACGAUAAAGAUUGGCUUACUCCCACAUGUGAAUAUUACUGAUAUGUAAGACUAUUUGUACAAAUCCAUGUGAAGUCAGAAAAUGGGAGUUAAAGUUGUAGGGUUUUCAGAUAUAGUAUGUUAUGUAUCUGAUAUAAUUCAGCACUUUUUUCUGGGUUUUUAUUUUAUUUUUUUUAAAUUGUCCCAAACAACAUUGUACAUAUGCAUUAGUUUCUAUGACAAAUCACCGUUCAUCAUGAAA